This is a messenger RNA of Salvia splendens (bonfire salvia), 1793 nucleotides long. RefSeq names its product rab escort protein 1. Gene Ontology annotation, cellular component: Rab-protein geranylgeranyltransferase complex; cytoplasm; cytosol. Gene Ontology annotation, molecular function: GDP-dissociation inhibitor activity. The transcript is spliced from 9 exons. Lineage: Eukaryota; Viridiplantae; Streptophyta; Magnoliopsida; Lamiales; Lamiaceae. The record is from RefSeq and is a predicted model, not a curated record. Gene Ontology annotation, biological process: vesicle-mediated transport; protein geranylgeranylation; small GTPase-mediated signal transduction. The annotation marks the transcript as partial.
AAUAUUGAUAAGCUGGAGAGUCUGGAUUCGAGCUUCGUGAGUGGCGGAGCGGGAAAAUUGGAGAGUGUGCCUGAUUCGCGUAGCGCGAUAUUUAAGAGCCGGAGCUUGUUGGGGCCGGAGAAGUACCAGUUGAUGAACUUCUUCAAGCUCAUCCAUUGGAAGAUACUCAUAAUCUGUACUAAAGGAGUGGUGAAAGGUGCAUCUUUACCCAUAGCUACUAUUGGGUUUUCUAACGCAAAUGGUGCCAUAAUAUACCCCAUUUAUGGACAAGGGGAACUUUCUCAAGCUUUUUGUCGUCGUGCUGCUGUCAAGGGGUGCAUUUAUGUUUUAAGGAUGCCUAUAACUGCUCUGAUCAUGGAUAAGGAUGGGCGUACCUAUCAAGGUGUAAGAUUAGCAUCUGGUCAGGAGCUAUCCAGUCCUCUGCUGAUUCUUGCUCCCUCUUUCACAAUUCCAAAAACUUCAUCGCCUGGUGUUGAGGUGACAAAUUCUAAUGAUAAAAGUCCCUCAAAUGCUGAAGGGAAUGUUGCUCGGGGAAUAUGCAUUGCCAAGAAUUCUGUAAAGUCAGAAGCUGCUAAUUGCCUGGUGUUCUUUCCUCCAAGAUCUCUGUAUCCAGAACAGAAAACAUCAGUCCGUGUAUUGCAGCUGAGCAGUAAUGUGGGCAUUUGCCCCUCUAACACGGAAGUAUCUGUGGCGCUUAAAGAAGAUGACUUCACUCGCAUAAUAAGAUGCUUUUUUCCAUUGAAUCAGAAUUGCUUUCUCACAUUUAAUCACGAAAAUCAUUGCAAUGGUCUUUUGAGUAUCAUCCAACAUGUGUUAUUGUGCCUACCUAAUUUCAGGUUUGUGACAUAUCUGUCAGCUGUCUGUGAUGAAGCUGUGGAAGGGAAGAAAUUACUAAAUGCAGCCGUAAAUGCACUGUUCCAUAUAGCUGUAUCUUCGUCGCCUGAGAAUAAUGAGAUAGAUAAUUUACGUGAGCACACAGAAGAAAAACCCUGUUUGCUUUGGAGCGCCUUGUACAUUCAAGAUCUAACUAAGUUCCACGGUGCUGCUUGUAACUCCAUCAGGUUCACUCCGAUGCCAGAUGAGCAUCUGCAUUAUGAUGAUAUUCUAGAUGCGACAGAAAAGCUCUUUAAAGAAUUGUUUCCAAAUGAAGACUUUUUUGCAACAGCAAGCACAUCUGAUUCUGAUGAGCAUCUUGAUGACGGGAAUACUGAGUCGGAUCCAUAGGAGAAAUAUUCUGAAAAACCUACUGGGCUGUCCAUGUUAAAACCGAGUGAUUGUGAAGAAUGCGCUUACAGAGAUCACAUGCUCUUGUAUCUACCAAGCCUGCCCAUGGUGAAUUCCACAUGUCAUCACAGCUGAAGUUGAUUAUCGAUCAGAAGAUGCAAUGCAAUUAAGAGGUAAACGAGUGCGCUUGUUCUAAAUCUCCUCCGUUGCAACAUUGGGUUGACUGUCCACGCAGUGAUGACCGGAGGCGGAGAGUAUUUCAGUGGUGAAAACUAGGGGGUGUGUCGUGCCUACUUGGUUGUUUGGAAUUAGAUACGCGAUGUUGGAGCUAUGGUCAUUGGGGAAACCUUAGCUGAAGGUGUUCUACUUCAUCCAAUUAUUCCAAAUUAAAAAAAAAAGUGUUUUUUCGUAAGUCUCAUGCAUGUUUUAAUUUUGUAUUUGUAUUUGUAUUUGUAUUUGUAUUUGUAUUUGUAUUUGUAUUUGUAUUUGUAUUUGUUGCUUCUUAUUUAUACAGCACAACAGGACCCCUGUAUUAUUUAACUUUUUAAUCAUAUUACUUAUUAGCCGAA